AUGAAGCAUCAUUUGAUGAUUGGAACCUGGACGCCUCCAGGAGCCAUAUUCACAGUCGAGUUCGAUGACGAGAAACUAUCGCUGGAGCUGGUGAAGCGGACAGAGAUUCCGGAAGAUCAGCCAAUUUCAUGGAUGACAUUCGACCAUGCUCGAAAGAACAUCUACGGAGCUGGGAUGAAGAAAUGGGGAUCUUACGCUGUCGAAAGCCCGACAGAAAUCGUACACAGUACUUCGUUACUUAUGGGAGGACAUCCGAGAGCGAAUGAUACCGACACCAAGACUCGCGCAAUCUUCGUCCUGGCCGCUCAGAAACCGCCCUACAACGUCUACGGCAAUCCAUUCUACGACCAUGCCGGCUUCCUCAACGUCCAUAGCGUCACAUCGACCGGCGCGCUAGACAAGAACAUCCAGAACGCCGAACUGGACGAACGUUCUGCAAUCCACGGCAUGGUCUUCGACCCUGAAGAGGAGUAUCUCUACUCAGCCGACAUGUGGUCCAAUAAAAUAUGGUGCCACAAGAAACACCCCGAAACAGGCCUCCUCACUCUCGUCGGCAGCGUGGAAGCUCCUUCAUCCGGCGACCACCCACGCUGGGUCGAGACAUCUCCCUCCGGCGCUUACCUCUACGUCCUCAUGGAAGCCGGCAACCGACUCUGCAUCUACGUGAUCGACCCCACCACCCGCAUGCCCGUCUACACCCGCACGCAAUACCCUCUCAUCCCUCCCGGCAUGGACGCCAUCAACCCGAAAAUGUACCGCUCCGACGUCGUGUUCCGCUCGAAAAGCGGAGAGUACCUAUUCGCGACUUCCCGCUCCAACAGCCCGAAAUUGACGGGUUACAUUGCGGCGUUCAAGCUGGGCAAGGAAGGGGAGGUUCUGAAGCAGAUAUGUUUGAAUCCCACGCCCACGAGUGGAGGGCAUAGUAAUGCUGUUAGCCCGUGUCCGUGGACAGAUGAGUGGAUCGCGCUGUGUGAUGAUGAGCAGGGGUGGGUGGAGAUUUAUCGGUGGCAUGAGGAGUUCUUGGGAAGGGUGGCGCAUUUGGAUAUUAAGGAGCCGGGGUUUGGGAUGAAUGCGAUUUGGUAUGAUUGAGGGGAGGAGAACGAGUCGGGCGAAAUUGGGUAGAGAUCUGAACGGGCAUAGAAG
Zymoseptoria tritici IPO323 is the source of this 1143-nucleotide messenger RNA. RefSeq lists its product as uncharacterized. The transcript is spliced from 5 exons. The record is from RefSeq and is a predicted model, not a curated record. Bases 1 to 1089 code for a protein of 362 amino acids. NCBI's taxonomy places the organism in Eukaryota, Fungi, Ascomycota, Dothideomycetes, Mycosphaerellales, Mycosphaerellaceae. Gene Ontology annotation, molecular function: 6-phosphogluconolactonase activity; protein binding.